AUGUGGAUUCUCCAAAUUACAAUACUGCUUACACGAAAGGAUAUUUUGUCAAUGAUGGAAGAUCCAUUGAAUGGUGGAAAGGACGAGGAAGUUUCAUUGAUUACAAAUCCAGACGCAGUUCAAUGGUGGCAUUCACAAAUGAAUAAUGUAUUGGUUUUGAAUCAAACGGAUCCAAAAGAGGGAAUUGAUGGAUGGAAAUGUGAUGGCUCAGAUCCAUAUUUCUAUGAAUUGAUCUAUGCUUAUGGCAAGAAGGGUCACAUUUCAGAGAAGGAUUAUUCAUACAUGUAUUAUCAUGAUUUUUUAAAUUAUACCAGACAAGUCAGAGGUCAAGAUUCUUUGAUUGUUAACAUUCCUGUUGAUUCCAUUUUAGGAAUGGCCUUCUUUGAAUUUGUUCCAAAAGAUAUUGUCUUUAAUGGAUGGGUUGGAAACAAAUAUGCCAAUUACUUUGGUUUUACAGAAUCUGUGAAAAACAUGCUUCACUCUGCUUGGAACAAAUAUUUGGGAUUUACCUAA
Naegleria fowleri is the source of this 513-nucleotide messenger RNA. RefSeq lists its product as uncharacterized. The coding region runs from base 1 to 513 and encodes 170 amino acids. The transcript is spliced from 2 exons. Lineage: Eukaryota; Heterolobosea; Eutetramitea; Acrasida; Naegleriidae. The record is from RefSeq and is a predicted model, not a curated record.